Messenger RNA from Babesia sp. Xinjiang, 282 nucleotides. RefSeq lists its product as uncharacterized. The record is from RefSeq and is a predicted model, not a curated record. Bases 1 to 282 code for a protein of 93 amino acids. Lineage: Eukaryota; Apicomplexa; Aconoidasida; Piroplasmida; Babesiidae. The transcript is spliced from 2 exons.
AUGUUUGCGCUGGUAUUCUCGCGCAGCUUCGCAACCCACAAAAAUUCCGUCUCGAUACUACAGCAGCACUAUAACCGCCUUCCAAUACGCAAGAAGUUCAUAAGGGCAAUCAAACGCGGAACUCUUCUAUGGGACAGGGGACAGGUAAAAAUUCCACCUUUGCUGUGCGAGGGAUACGAUCCGCCACGACACUGCCUUCUACCGAAUGAACAGUACCGUCGCAAACAAUACAGAGGACGGUUCGAAAACUUACAAUCGAAGAAAGUGUCCUUCUACGACUAA